Epinephelus lanceolatus (giant grouper) is the source of this 2058-nucleotide messenger RNA. Its product is annotated as proton-coupled zinc antiporter SLC30A1. Gene Ontology annotation, biological process: intracellular zinc ion homeostasis; detoxification of zinc ion; zinc ion transmembrane transport. The record is from RefSeq and is a predicted model, not a curated record. Lineage: Eukaryota; Metazoa; Chordata; Actinopteri; Perciformes; Serranidae. Gene Ontology annotation, molecular function: zinc ion transmembrane transporter activity; calcium channel inhibitor activity. Gene Ontology annotation, cellular component: endoplasmic reticulum; membrane; Golgi apparatus.
GAGAGGGAGAGAUGGUGAGCACGAUGAAUGACAUUUUCCUGAUUUCGGCGCACAGAUCACACUCAGCUUCCCUCUGAUUGCUGGCCGGGGGUUGUCCUCUUCUCUGGGUUGCAGGUAUGAGAGUGCUUCACUGGUGCUUGCUGGGAGUGACCAUUCUGCUGCUGGUGUGUGAGAUUACUGUAAGUCAGCUGUGCAAGUCCCUCAUCACCCUGGUGGAUGGUUUCCACACACUCUUCGUCCUCUUGCGCAUGGCAAGCAAAACAAAACCCCUGGUCUCCUCUUUGGACUCCCCUGCAUCUCCUCCACACGCUUCCUCCUCCUCAGCAGCACUUCCCUCAACCCAGCCUGCAGAGUCAUCCAUCGAAUCUGUGCCUGGGACAGAUGGGACAGAUGUGACUGAUGGAUCUGAUGGGUCUGUGAACUGCGGUGUCUCCUACACCAGCAGCAGGUUUCAGCCCAUGGGGGAUUUCAUCUCCGUUCUCAUCCUGACCUCUCUGUGUCUCUCUUCCUUCAUGGAAAUCGUCAGCUUUCCCGUGGAUCCACACCCAGUGCAGCGCCCCCUGCUGCUUGUGGUGUUCGGAGCUGUCAGUCUGCUUCAUAAGAUACUGGUGCUCUGGCUGAACUGGGAUCAGCUGCAGGAUGAGAGGGCCGGGGCCGGCAGACAGCCUGACACCCAGUCUCACCUUGAAGUAAACCACAGCGUCUUGGCUGCAGAGGAAACCAGAGGCCAGGCUGAGCCGGGGCGAGUCCUGGAUGACGUUAGCUGCGUCCAAUCUGCUGUGGAUGAGUCGCUCCACAAUGGGGCGCUUGUCCUCUGUAACCCGGGAACCGCCAGCGUCCCUGACGCUGACUCUCAAACCCCACAACAGCACCCAGAAGUCCACCUGCAUGCAGCAGUUCCAGAGGACAGCGGAGACUGUGAAGCAGCCAGCGGUGUUAUAGAUUUGGAGGUUUGCUAUCCUGAGCGUCAUUCAGAAGACAUCACAGAGAUUUCCAAAGACAACAUCUGCAUGAGACAACUUGACGGUCAGAAUGCAUCCAACACCUCCCCAGUCUGUGGGUCAGUACAUCACACUGAAAGUCCUGUGCCGAGCAACCAAUGGCCAGUCAGUCUCCUGUCAUUCAUCCUCGUCAUUCAGGGCCUUUGUACUUCCCUUCUGGUUCUGGUCAGCGGCCUGGUGAUGCUGCUGGUCGGCCCGCAGUCCCUGCACAGCUCUGAAGCCUGCGGCCUCCUGGUUUACGUGGAUCCUGGCCUCACCCUGCUGGCUGUGAUUAUACUGACUGCCACAGUUGCACCAGAGGUGCACAGGUAUGGACUGCUGCUGCUACAGGCCACACCUCCACACAUCUGUACAUCUGAUCUUGGACAGAGGAUUAGGAGUGUCCCUGGGGUGCAGGCUGUGCACGACCUCCACAUCUGGCAGUUAACUGGAUCAUUCAUAGUGGCCUCUGUCCAUGUUCACUGCCACGCUGGGUUUCCAGUGCACAGGUGUGCUGACCUGAUGUCAGGGGUCACUAAGGUGCUGCAGAGCGUAGGAGUGAGCUGCUGUACCGUUCAGCCAGAGUUUGCCUCCUGCUCUGGCUCCUCCGCAACAUGUGGAGGGGACGCCUCCCCUGCUGUCCACAAAGAGGACCCCUCGGUGCCUCCUCCUCUGAUCUGCAGCCUCACCUGUGGAAAGGCCUGCGCUGGGAGUAUGUGCUGCUCUCCGUUAAAGGAGGAACCACCUGCUGGAGAAACAGAGACAGAGCCUCAGACACUGGUCAUCGAGAACACGUUCUCUGCCUGAAAGAAAACAAAACAAUAAAUGUCAGAACAGGAUGAUGGAUGGUGGGGAAAUGAACAGAUCUGAAAGUGUAAUCUCUCUUUAAACAGUGCUCGUACGUUAUUUGUGUGUUCUGUUAGUUUUGUGACAUUAACACGGUGCUACACCAAAGAUUUUUUAAUGCACUAUCAAAUGAAAUUCUGUGAAAAUGGAGGUAUUUUUCCUCAUGUUGCUUCAUUUGUACCUGGAUCCUCUGUAUUCUCCUCUAUGUACUGAAAUAAAACAAAUAAUCAUA